Saccoglossus kowalevskii is the source of this 1250-nucleotide messenger RNA. RefSeq names its product beta-lactamase domain-containing protein 2-like. The record is from RefSeq and is a predicted model, not a curated record. Lineage: Eukaryota; Metazoa; Hemichordata; Enteropneusta; Harrimaniidae.
GCCUAAUCCAGUGGUUUAAUGUUAUGCCAGUCAUAUGUGAAGGAUAACGUCGGCAGCCACGAUGAUGGUCUGUUCCUCCAUCGCCAUCGUUGCUAUUUGUCUGGGAAUUCUGCUGCCGUAUUUCAUAAUCUACAUACGCAACCGCUCAGCUCUUAAGGUUCUCGUUGGUGGAGUCGUGAAACCAGGAUUUGAAGAAGUCCAGCAGGUUUUUAGACAUCUUCAUGAACGAAGGCUUGGAAGCAGGAUCAGCAUUUGCGGUGUACUACAAAGGUCAGAAAGUUGUUGACUUAUGGGGUGGAUAUGCAAAUUGUGAAGCUGAAGAACCAUGGGAAGAGGAAACCAUGACGAUGGUGUAUUCCUGUACGAAAGGUGUUUCAGCGAUCUGUAUUGCUGUUGCAGUGGAGCGUGGAUAUUUAGAUUAUGCUCAGAAAGUCUCUCACUAUUGGCCGGAAUUUGCACAGAACGGGAAAGAAAACAUAACUGUAAAGCAACUAGUUAAUCAUGAGGCAGGUCUACCAGUUUUAUCACAACCAGUAACAAUUGAAAUACUACGAGAUCGGGAGUUAUUACUGAAAGUGUUGGCAGAGUCAGUACCAUUGUGGGAACCAGGAACAACACACGGGUAUCAUGUGAUCUCAUACGGCUGGCUGCUAAGUGGCCUCUUGCAGCAUGCCGAUCCUAAACGUAGAACGAUUGGUCAGUUUUUCAGGGAAGAAAUCGCAAAGCCAUUUGUUGUCUGCAGAAUUGAUUGUGUCUGCAUGUGGACGUUGAUUUCAUCUGUGAUGUGUAUUUUAUGUUCACAGGAGGAAGUCUUCAAUUCAUAUCGCUACCAAUCGUUGGAAAGUCCUGGAGCUGGUGGGAUUGGUACAGCCCGAGGAUUGGCCAAGUUGUUUGGUAUUAUAGCCAACAGGGGUGAAUGGAACGGGAAACGAUUAUUAUCUAAUGAUUUAGUCAAGAAAUUUACUGAAUGUAAUGAAGAAAGACUGGAUGAAGUAAUACACAUCAAAUCAAGUUUUUCAUAUGGGAUGUAUCCUCAUGCCGAAGUCAAAGGUGGUAUUCCAUUCAGUCUGGACAGAAUCUUCGGUCACAAUGGUCAUGGAGGUCAAGGGUCAUUCUUUGAUGCAGAUCACAAUCUCUCAUUUGCAUAUGUAACAUCAAAGUUAUCGUCAUUUGGGCAUGGUGGUGAUGAAAGAUACAUGGCAUUGGUCAAAAGUACAUACGACUGUUUAAAGCAGAUGGAAACAAAAUAA